AUACAUUAGCACACGGCGGUGUGCGGAUCUAGUCCGUCGGACUUGGUCGCACAUCAAACGUGCCUGUGUAUGCCAUUGUCCGUCAAUGUUCGCGCACUGUUUAGCGGACCAAAAGUCCUCGUGAGUGAGAUUGAACCCGCCCGAUUUUUCGGACAGUUUCCUUACAGUUCCCGCGUAUAUGUGCUAGUGUGUGGUGAAGGACGGACCGCGAACUACGCAUUUAACCAUGGAAAAGACCAUUCAAGAAGUUAACCGAAAAUAUAAUUCAGAGGAAUAUAUUCGCGGCUUGCUCGCAAAAUAUAAUGACUUUCCGUGCCUUUGGAAAGUAAAGUCAAAAUGUUAUUCAAACAGAAAUAUGAAGGAAGACGCAUAUAAAGAAUUAGUAAAGUACACAAAAGACACAAUUGAUGAACAUGCUACGGUUGAUGUGAUAAAGAAGAAAAUUGGUGCGCUAAGACGAACAUUCAGAAGAGAACUACUAAAAGUAAAGGAGUCAAAGAAAUCCGGCGCAGGGGGAGACGAUAUUUACACUCCGCAUUUAUGGUACUAUAGUCUACUGCUUUUCACGUCUGAUCAGGAGGAACCUCGUGACACAAUUUCUAAUGAUAUUGCGCUGGAAGAACUUCAAACAGCGGAAGAAAAAUCCCCAAAUUACAUUUCUGGCGCGGAAGCUGACUUCCGGGAAAUUCAACAGUCAGAGCCAGCGGAAACAAUGCACCCUACAACGAAAAGGAAGAAAUUAGUUACAAAAGACAAUAGCACGCUUUUGGCCAAAGCAUACGAGAUUCUGGAGAGACCGAUUCCUGGUACAGAUGAAUAUGACAAUUUCGGAGUUACUGUAGCUGCUAAACUACGAAAAAUGGACGCCGAUUAA
Photinus pyralis (common eastern firefly) is the source of this 874-nucleotide messenger RNA. RefSeq lists its product as uncharacterized. Bases 227 to 874 code for a protein of 215 amino acids. Lineage: Eukaryota; Metazoa; Arthropoda; Insecta; Coleoptera; Lampyridae. The record is from RefSeq and is a predicted model, not a curated record. The transcript is spliced from 3 exons.